AUGUCCACAAAGUUGGGUUGGUGCGCCGAGCACAUGCUGGUGGAGGCGUCGCCUGCGGCGGUGGUGCCGAGCCACUCUGCCCCGCCUUCGCCACAGGCCUCGAAUCCCAAGGCGGAGCCUUCUGAGCUCGGGAUGCCAGAGAAGCCGAAUUUCUUGGGUGACUCCCAUGAGAUGGGGAAGAAGCUCGUCGAGGGCCUCUUGCAGGAUGAUACUACGACCAUCAUGCUCCGCAACAUCCCCAAUCGAUACACCUACGAGGCUCUCCUGGCGGAGAUCCUUGCAGCGGGGUUCGAGCACAUGCCCUUUGAUUUCUUCUACCUUCCCAGGGAUUUCAACACCAGGAUGAACCGUGGAUAUGCCUUCAUCAACUUCCACUCCCCUGAGGCGGCUAAGGAAUUCGCCCUGGCCUUUCAUGAUCGUCAGCUCAGCCGCUACCCUACGAAGAAGGUGUUGGAGGUGGCUCCUGCGGCGACGCAGGGCUAUGAAGCGAACAUGUCCAAGUACUUCAAGAAGGGUUCCAAGCACGUCAGGAACGACUGGUUCAAGCCCAUGCUCUUCCCGAAGCCUGGCGAUUAG
This is a messenger RNA of Symbiodinium natans, 576 nucleotides long. The record is from the annotation of a GenBank genome assembly. NCBI's taxonomy places the organism in Eukaryota, Dinophyceae, Suessiales, Symbiodiniaceae.